This is a messenger RNA of Carassius carassius (crucian carp), 1720 nucleotides long. Its product is annotated as probable G-protein coupled receptor 34. Gene Ontology annotation, cellular component: membrane. Gene Ontology annotation, molecular function: G protein-coupled purinergic nucleotide receptor activity. Bases 295 to 1278 code for a protein of 327 amino acids. Gene Ontology annotation, biological process: G protein-coupled receptor signaling pathway. NCBI's taxonomy places the organism in Eukaryota, Metazoa, Chordata, Actinopteri, Cypriniformes, Cyprinidae. The transcript has 2 exons. The record is from RefSeq and is a predicted model, not a curated record.
CUGCUCUCAUCUAUCAGUUUCGGUAAUCACGUGAUGUAAGGUGGUGUUGAAAUCCGGUUCUGAGACUAACCCUUUAAAAGUGCCUGCACACUUUGUUUUAAUGCUAACUGGUGCACAGCUGUGCCUUGAGGUAAGCCUGAGUUUAGAUAACCUAAAAAAGGAAGAGCUUCUUCAAAAAGGAAGUUUGCAAAGACAGAGCUAAAUUGAGAUUAGACAGAGAUAUUCAAAAAGAAACACAACAGAGAAGUUCUCUGAUGGACAGAAUUCACAAGGUCUGAUAUAUAUACACAUACAAUGACAAAAAACAAUACUCAAAUAGUCCCCAUUGCGUCGCUGAACACCACAUCGAAAAUUCCCCAACAAAACUGCCAGACGGACAACAUCAGCUUGCAGGUCCUGCUGGCUAUUUUCUAUGCACUCUUCUUCCUGUUUGGGUUGUUUGGGAACCUGCUGGCUAUCUGGGUGUUUCUACGAGUUCAUCAAAAGAAAAACUCUGUUCGUAUUUUCCUCAUUAACCUGGCUCUGGCUGACUUACUCCUUGUGAUCUGCCUGCCUUUCCGAGUGGUGUACCAUUCAAACAAUGAACGUUGGGUGCUGCCGCCAAUAUUGUGCACGAUGGUGGGGAUUAUCUUUUACAUGAACAUGUACAUGAGUAUAGUCUUACUAGGAUUAAUUAGUAUAGAUCGUUAUCUGAAGUUCAAGAAGUUGUCCUGUAGGCGGUCGUUCCUGGAUAGACGAUGGAGCCUGCUUCUCUGCGGUGUCAUCUGGGCUGUGGUUUUUGUUUGUGGCAUUUGCUUCACUGUGCAGAAUACAGAGCAAGGUGAAUCCCAACAGUGCUUUCAAUACAAAAAACUUUAUGAAUCCAAAUGGAAAGCCUAUUUAAACUUUGCCAUUGUGGGUAUAUUUUGGAUGGUCUAUGGAGCAUUGGUAAUCUCCUACGGAAGGAUCGGAAUGAACCUCCUAAGAGCCUCCAAAGAGAAACCAGAUUUCCCAAAUGCGGCCAAGUACAACAAAACAGCAUGGAAGUCCUUCUUUCUGCUCCUUCUCUUCACAAUAUGUUUUGUGCCCUACCACUCUGUAAGGAUGUUCUACAUCAUGUCACAGAUAGCUAACACCUCUUGUGAGUGGAUAAGGGUGUUGGAUAAAACCAAUGAAGUAGUUCUGCUACUGUCUGUCUUUAACAGCUGUCUGGAUCCAGUCAUGUACUUUUUGUUCUGUAGUUCUAUUCGCAAAGUGACUCUGAAGAUAAUCUGUAAUAGUAAAAUGCAAGAGGACUGAACAGUUCUAGUGACACUCCACAAGAGCUGCUAAAUAUCAGUACAGUUGUGUCUAUGACAAACACUCAGGAAGUCAUACUUCUAAAAACACCAGAGACAGAUAAAGUGGGGCUAUGACUGUUCUUAAAAAAUAUAAACCAUGUCCAAAGGCAGAGGAAAGUUUAUUUUUAUUAUUUUUAUUAUUAUUAUGCAAGUAUAGAAUGUGACAAUAUUUACAUGUUCACAGCAAAGUCAAUGGAACGUUAAAGGAAAUGCACUAUUGUGUUGUGAACUGUGCUGAGUAUAUCUGUGCAUUUACUUUCGGUAAUCUUUAGAAACACUUUUUUAAAACUUUCAAUAAAAGUUACGUUCAUACAUUUUACAGAAUUUUCAUAUAAAAAAUAUUAACAUGCCCUUACUGCAUCAUGAACUAACAAAGAACACAUUUUUUUCAAAGCAUGUAU